Messenger RNA from Hyaloscypha bicolor E, 487 nucleotides. RefSeq lists its product as uncharacterized. Bases 125 to 385 code for a protein of 86 amino acids. The record is from RefSeq and is a predicted model, not a curated record. Lineage: Eukaryota; Fungi; Ascomycota; Leotiomycetes; Helotiales; Hyaloscyphaceae. The transcript has a single exon.
CUAAUCGAGUUGGUCCUCAGCGGCAGAUCAGCCCCCAAGUGUCUCAAAGAUCCCCAAAUUUUCCGCAUUAAGGUCCGAAGCUUCAAUCGAAUAGUCUCGGAAGCUAUUAAGUGCCGGUAGAAUCAUGCGCUGCCACGAGAAGGGUGGUUGGGUCCGUCCACUGAAUGGUUGUUUUGCCCAUGUUUUGACCCUUCGGUUUGAACGCUUGUUCGUCUCAACUUGCAUCCCUACCCUGACCGCCCUAUAUUAUCGUCUCCUAUACCCCGGUCACGGCCACGGCCUUCGGGAAGACCGAUCUUUACAUCUGCUACUGCAGAUCAACGACAUGGCAUCUAAUCUGGGACAUCAUACAGGCAUAGUCUACGCGAGGCAAAAGAUUCAAUAGACCUCUGUGCCAAGAAGAUAUAUUGCGCAGCCAGUUCAGUUGCGUGACUAGGAUAUUCUUUCUAUGGUGCUACAUGAUUUACUUCCCGACGUCGGCUACUAA